Marmota flaviventris (yellow-bellied marmot) is the source of this 1512-nucleotide messenger RNA. Its product is annotated as cytochrome P450 3A9-like. Lineage: Eukaryota; Metazoa; Chordata; Mammalia; Rodentia; Sciuridae. Gene Ontology annotation, molecular function: testosterone 6-beta-hydroxylase activity; iron ion binding; oxidoreductase activity, acting on paired donors, with incorporation or reduction of molecular oxygen, reduced flavin or flavoprotein as one donor, and incorporation of one atom of oxygen. Gene Ontology annotation, biological process: oxidative demethylation; steroid metabolic process. The record is from RefSeq and is a predicted model, not a curated record.
AUGGACCUGAUCCCAAGCUUUUCCAUGGAAACCUGGGUUCUCCUGGGAAUAAGCCUGGUGCUCCUCUAUCUAUAUGGGACCUAUUCACAUGGAUAUUUUAAGAAGCUGGGAAUUCCUGGGCCAACACCUCUGCCCUUUUUGGGAAAUCUUUAUAAUUAUCGCCAGGGUUUUUUUAAUUUUGAUGCAGAAUGUUAUAAAAAGUAUGGAAAAACAUGGGGCCUAUAUGAUGGUCGACAGCCUGUGUUGGUUAUUACGGAGCCAAGCAUUAUCAAAACAGUGCUCAUCAAAGAAUGUUAUUCUGCCUUCACUAACCGGCGGAAUUUUGGUCCAGUGGGAUUUAUGAAAAAAGCCAUCUCCUUGUCUGAGGACGAAGAGUGGAAGAGAAUAAGAACACUGCUGUCUCCAACCUUCACCAGUGGAAAACUUAAGGAGAUGUUCCCCAUCAUUAACCAGUAUGGAGAUGUGUUGGUGAAAAACAUGAGACUGGAAUCAGAGAAGGGCAAGUUUAUCAACUUGAAAGACAUCUUUGGGGCCUACAGCAUGGAUGUGAUCACUGCUACUUCAUUUGGAGUGAACAUCGAUUCCCUCAACAACCCACAAGAUCCCUUUGUGGAGAAAGUCAAGAAGCUCUUAAAAUUUGAUUUCUUUGACCCUUUGCUUCUCUCAAUAACAAUCUUUCCAUUCCUUACUCCAAUUUAUGAGGCAAUGAAUAUCUCUAUGUUUCCAAAGGAUGUCACAAAUUUUUUAAAGAAAGCUAUAAACAGAAUGAAAGAAAGUCGCCUCCAAGAGAAACAACAGCAUCGGGUGGAUUUUCUUCAGCUUAUGAUAAAUUCUCAGAAUUCCAAAGAUGUGGAGUCUCAUAAAGCCCUGACUGAUCUGGAGCUUGUGGCUCAAUCAAUUAUCUUCAUUUUUGCUGGCUAUGAGACCACUAGCAGUGCUCUUUCCUUCAUUUUGUAUGAACUGGCCACCCAUCCUGAUGCCCAGACCAAAUUGCAGCAGGAGAUUGAUGCGGCUUUGCCCAAUAAGGCACCUGCUACCUAUGAUACCGUGUUACAGAUGGAGUACCUGGACAUGGUGGUGAAUGAAACUCUCAGGUUGUACCCAAUUGCUGGCAGACUUGAGAGGGUCUGUAAGAAAGAUGUUGAAAUCAAUGGAGUGCCCAUUAGGAAGGGAACAGUGGUGAUGAUGCCAAGCUAUGUUCUUCAUCGAGACCCACAGUACUGGCCAGAGCCUGAGGAGUUCCAUCCUGAAAGGUUCAGUAAGAAAAACAAGGACAGCAUUGAUCCGUACAUAUACAUGCCCUUUGGAAAUGGCCCCCGAAACUGCAUUGGCAUGAGGUUUGCUCUCAUGAACAUGAAAGUUGCUCUUGUCAAAGUAAUGCAGAACUUCUCCUUCCAAACUUGUAAGGAAACACAGAUUCCCCUGAAAUUAAGAGAUCUAGGACUUCUUCAACCUGAAAAGUCCAUUAUUCUGAAGGCUGUGUGCAGAGAUGGGACAAUAAGUGGAGCCUGA